Messenger RNA from Pectinophora gossypiella (pink bollworm), 5659 nucleotides. RefSeq names its product transmembrane protein 237-like. The transcript has 6 exons. The record is from RefSeq and is a predicted model, not a curated record. The coding region runs from base 223 to 1827 and encodes 534 amino acids. NCBI's taxonomy places the organism in Eukaryota, Metazoa, Arthropoda, Insecta, Lepidoptera, Gelechiidae. Gene Ontology annotation, cellular component: ciliary transition zone. Gene Ontology annotation, biological process: cilium assembly.
UUGACAUUUCAGUGGCCUUUGUUUAUAGGAAAAUAAAUAGAAAAUAAUUCUAAACCAGUAAAAAAUGCGUUGAAAAGUGAUUUGAGAAUGUUUUUAACAUUAGUUUUGUUUGUGUUACUGUAGUAGUUUACAUAUUUUUCCUGUUUGUGGAGCGUGGAAUUGGUUUGCGUACAUCGCAUUUUGCGUAGGUUUAAAGGUUGGUUUAUAGGGCGAAUAUUUUAGAUGAUGAAGCCGGGGAAGAGCGUGGAUGUGAAGGAGGAGAUAGCAGAAGUGCAUACUAGCGCCCGGUCGCCGUCGCCGAAGCAUAAAAAUGGCAAAACUAAGUCCCGAUCGAGAAGUCGAUCUGGGUCGCGAAGACUAUCCAACGGUCACUCAGCGGGCGGCGACACGGUCGAAACGUCACAAACUACUGAAGAACUGGCUUCAGACAAGUCUAAGGCUAGAGACAGUUGGAUAAAGUCCGAGCAUGAGUCAUUGGAUACAGAACUGCCAAUACAUGAACAAAUUAAGCAGGGUAUAAUAGGUUUUGUUGAGAAGGAAAUUAAGAAAUCGGAUAAGAAUCCGUCGUUUGUUUUCUACUCGCAUGACCCAAAUGGUUUGGACGAGAAGUACAUGAAAACAUUGUCCCGGCCGUCAAGUGGGCACAAAGAGAAGCGCAGUCCAUCUUAUAGGAAGAAGAAGAGACAUUCCUCACGACAUAGAGACAGAGAUUUGCAUGAUUUUGAAAUACCGGGGUCCAGUCUAAGUGCUUUGGAAAAGGUUGACGACUAUUUAAAAGAGUACAACAAAGAUGAAGUUGUCACAUUAAGCGGUGAGCUUGAAAUUGAGGCCAAUGAUGUUGAGAAUAACAAUGGAACCACUAAGGAACUCCGGCAUAAGCCACGAAAAACCAGACGGAAAACUAGAGAGGAACGUCAGGAUAGCAAUGCAAAUGGCAGAGAUAUUAGCCCUAAAGUAUUCAAGACUGGUACUAAAAGUAAGACGGGAAAUAAACCGGCUCGCCCAACAGACCUAACAGCAAUGCUGGAGACCCUAGAAUCCAGUAUGCCAUACCAUGACCAGUACAUAGACAAUCCAUUCUCGUCACCAUCUCCUCUGACGUCACCAAAUGAUGAGAGACUGAAUCCAUUUGGGUCACAAAGACCAGAAAAGAUAUAUCUUCAAGGUGGUGGUACAUUCAGGGCUGUGUCCAGGGAGCGAAUUCUUGAGUCUCAACAGUCAAGAGAUAACGCGGAUAAAUAUCUGAGGCUGGGCGACCUAACUCCUCUAGAUGUGGCAUUGACUCUCCAGAAGGCUUGGAGGUCUUGCGCGCCGGCAUGUCACGGGAUCCUCGGAGGUUUAUCCCUGAUGCACCUCCUGCUUAUCAGCUAUUCCGACAGCUUAGAUGCGGGACACCUGUCCUUCCACGCAGUGGUUACUAUGCCAUACGUGGCUACGUACUAUUUCUUCUGUGUGCUGUGUUUGUUAUCGGUUUUGGAUAGACUGGACGCAACGAGCAUCGAUCUGACCCGUGGUCUGCAGCCGUACUUCCAGCCAAUAGUCCUGGUGAUCCUCUACACCGCUUGUCUUCUCGUCUGUACUGCGGCAAGGAUGUAUGACGAGCUGAUGGUCUACCAAUAUGCCCCACUAGUGGCUAAUAUUACUGGGAAUGUUACUACUCCGACGAUCCCGACAUUCUACCAUACGUGGACGCACUUCUCAAUAUGGCGGGCGGUCCUCUCAAUCCUCGGGUUGGUAUACUUCAUCAUAGCUAACCCGCCGGACCUAGUCUACGCUAACAUCAGUAAACUACUGCAGUUCAAACAUUCCUUGCAAAGCAUCGGAUGAUAGACGUAAGUUAUCUCUUGUCGUAGUACGUAUAUCUCAUUGUAGGCAGUCUUAAAUCAUGAACGUACUAUUAUUUUAUCUUAAGAAUGAUAGUAGAGUGUACGUAAGGUCACGAGUACUAAUAUGUAUACACUUUGAAACUAUGUCACAUUAACUUUGUUGACAAAUUGAACCGUAAGUCUCAUUAAAUGUCAAAUAUGAUACUGCGACAGGGUUCUAAAGUGGGUACAUGAUACUGUUCAUGACUGUACAUGACAAACGAGCCCGCGCGCGGCGCGAAUUAUAUCGAGGGUUUCGACUAAGAAACGCAGCAAAUGCCAUCUACGUCGAUAGAUGUCCAACAGCUAUGGUUGCCGUGCCGCGAGGGCUGGGGACUAAAAAAGCCAAAUGAGGCAAUUAAUCUGUAAUAGCAGCAGGUUAGUUUCCAACUAGUCAAAUCAGUUACUUUUUACUAAACGUCAAAACACGAAAUUACUAUGAAAUUUGUAUGAAAAAGCACACUGUGGCGCCAUAGGAAAACGUUACAAAAUGUCGCACUUAUUACAUUUUUCUUUAUUAAAAUUCAUAAAUAAGUUAAAUAGAAAAAAGAAAACGUUUUUCAUAAUUUAUCUUUGACCUUGAAACUACCCAAUUAUUGCUAUUUGACUUUGGUUGACAUCGCUUACUUUUGUAUGCGCAAAUGUCAAAUUACAAUAUUGCUUUUUAGAUAACACUUCUUGCUUUUUUUUUUGCUUUUUUUGCUUUGAUGUGGCCUUUUUAGACCCCCUGUUUAUGUUAUGUAAACUUUAAGAUUAUGCACCAAAUCGAAUGGAAAAUAAUGAUUAUGCUCUCUCUCUUUUGCAUAUCUUAAGAUGAAAUAUUAUAGUACGUUCAAAUUUGUGAUUGGCUUACUGUGAAGUGUGAAUUAUGAUUAUAUGUGUCUAUAUAAGAUAAUAAUAUGUCUUACCAUAUCUUACUAAAGCAUAGAAUUUUAUUACAAAAAUAUAUUAUAUUAUGCGUAAUAUGUAUAAGCUACAGGAAGUAUGAUAACUUGGCAUAGGUUCUAGGCAUUGACUAAAUAUCACAACUUUUUUAAGUAAAGUCAAGUUGUACGUAUAAGAAAGUAGUCUUAAGUUUUUAUUUCGAUAUCAUAAAAAAGUAGAUUAUAUUUUGUGAAUUGCCUGAAAUCUAUACUGCGUUAUAUAAAAGUAGAAGAGAAAGGAAAUAAUCUUAACUUGUUUCGCUAGUCAUCAAAUACAUAAAAUCCGUUCGAGUGAAUUUGAUACUUUCCGGAAAAGACGUUUUAAACACGCACAUGAACCACGUGUUUAUCGGAAUUAUUCGGAACGGAACUCACUACUACAACACGGCUUUUAUUUACUUUUGUACUUAAGUAAAUGUAGUUGUUACAUGAGCCAUGUUAUGUGCCAUUUGUGGCGCAAUAGCACACCCCAGACACUUCAUACAAACAACCUCGUUUUACACGGACACACAUUGACAUUAUCGUACACGCGCAUCUGUGUGUGUGACGUCUGACGCCAUACGAUUCAAGUCUAAACUAUGUUCGAGGGGGUGAGGUAAACCUAGCUCAGACGCUGGUGGGGAGCCGUUCUAUUCGUAUUAUUAGUCCUUAUUCUAUGUUAAUAGUAAACUCUGACACCACGGUCGGUCAUUGAUCUUACAACCCACACUGCAAAACUUUUUUAAAUUUAUUUUCCAUCGAGGUCUGAAGUUGACUCGAACGGGUUUAGAUGCGUUCACGUUAAGGGUGUUUUCGCACUACAUCCGAGUCCGUCAAAUGACAGAUCCGAAUAGGACUUAGAACUAUUUGUAUGGAAGCUUACACACUACAUUCGAUAACCGUUAUCUCUACGUUUUCUAUUAUCCUUCAUUAUCGGCCUUUGAUCGGAUUCGGAUCGGGUGCAGUGCGAAAACGCCUUAACGCGGUCCUAGGACAAGGUAACAACUCCCUUUUUCUCUUCAUCUUGACAAAAGGCAGCUAAAUUAACGCUUUACUACUACACCAACAGAUGAGGUGUUUUUUUAGGCCCUCUUUAAGAUCUCUUAGCAAGGUUAAGAAGAUUUGAUGUGUAUAUAAAAUACUUUAUGAAUAAUAUUAUCCACGAUCCGGAGGUCCCGGAUUCCUAUCACUAUCCCUAAGUUGGGGUAUUACAGGUUGUCUAAAAGUAAGAUGACCCCAUGGUAUAAGAAAACCAGGGGGGUUAAAAUGGCCACAUCGAAGCAAUUCAUCUAAGAAAGCAAUAUUGCUAUUUGACAUUUGUUUGCAUUGCGCACUUACUUUUAUAUGCGCAAAUGUCAAAUUGCAAUAUUGCUUUCUUAGAUGAAUUGCUUCGAUGUGGCCAUUUUAACCCCCCAGAUAUGCUCAAUCCUAUGACAAGCCGGAAUUGCUUUUUGAUGACGUACGUGUUACCAUUAAAUUGGUAUCUCCAACAUUCCAAGGACGUAAAUUUUAUUACUGAAAAUUAAGAGAAUUACUUGUCACAUGUGUAAAAAUCAUUAAAACUGUAACUCUUUUACUCAAUGUUCAAAAUUUCCUUGCUAAGUAAAUGUAAAACAAUGGUCGUGGGUAAUUAUUUUUUUACGAAAUGGCGACGCAGCUGGUGGGAUGACGUCAGCUGGGCUAACCUUGAAAUGUUAGCUGUCACUUUUGAGCAUACCUGGUCUUCUUACACCAUGGAUGAUCCAUGCUUCGGAAGGCUCGUUAAGCCGCGGUUACCACUUACUAAUGUAAGUACGUAGUCGUUACAUGAGCCAUGUCAGGCGCCUUUGGUGGCUCAAUAAUAACCCUCAACCCACACGAUAGAAGAGAAGAAUACAAUUCAGAUAAUAUUCAAUCACACGUUCAAAUUUCAGCCAGUUAAGUAUACAACAUAAGAUUUAAUUUAAAUAUUCUUCUAGCUUACCACCCAUUAAAUUCCGAAACUGAUUAUUGAUUCGUCCUGUUACUAAUAAACUAUCCUAAAGUGUAAUAAUUUGAUUACGGCAAGUUCGCUUUGGUUCAAGCCUCCCUCUGCCGACUCUACCACUUAGAUCCGCUUAACAAAUCUUUAUUGAAUUAUCUUUAUAACAGUAAAAUAAAAUAUUGUCUAUUCAAUACACAUUCUAGUCAAAAUGACUUUCCAAAGAUAUAUUUCCAAAUAGCUAUAAGUACCUAGAUAUAGUACAUAUCAUAGUCACAAAAUAAAAUAAUAGUAUAUUUAGUUACUCCAUGAUAAUGGUGAUUGGCGAACAAAACUAAACUUUUAUCUAGUUUGACCUGUUUUAAAAAUAGUGCUUUCCUUUACUUACUAUAAGUACAAUGAAGAGAUAGAGAUAGUUUUGGAAAUUAAAAUUAAGUUUAUGUUUGUCAGAAUCGGAAUCAUUAAUUAAUUUAUUGAUAUUAAGUACCUACGAGAUGUUCUACUCGUUAACUCUAUAAUAAUUAUUAAUUAUUAUUGUUAUCAAAAUGUUUGUAAUGGCACUGGUAAUUAUUAUGACUAUUUUUAGUACCUAUUUCAUGUAUGCAGGUUUGUUACUAUUUAUUUAUAACAUAAGCAAACAUAAGAAGCACGGAGAAUCCAGAAACAAAAGCAAGUUACUUAGCCCUUAGUUAUCCAUGGUGACUCAUAGAUUAAAGAGACAUGAGAUGGGGUGUCUAGUUAAUGAGCAGUUUUCCAGUUAGUUCACAUCAUUACACAGAUAUGGCGUUCACAUCCUUUUAGGAUAACUUUGUACGGCACUACGAAUAAAUAAUAACGGCAUGAUAUUUAACGUUCUAAUAUUCAAGGGAAGUUAUCAUGUUAAGAUCACGUUAGAAUCUUGUAAGCACUUUCAAAACUUUAACACUUUUCAU